UUAAUGUUGACAUUUAAAAGCUGUUGAUAUUAAAUGAAUUUGGGUAGAGUUAGGAGAGAAGCAAUUGACAGAGAGGAAACGUAGAGAAGAGGAACUCCAUUCUCUUCUUCUCUCAUAUUAUCACAGAAUGGACGACGAACAUGACUUCUACUUCUGAUCAGAGGAUGUCACAACCUCAUGUCUCUUACUGCUGUGGCUCUUGUGGAUACCCUCUGAACUUGACAUCAUCCAAUCGAAUCACAUCUAACAUUGCAUCUGAAUACAAAAAGUCUGUUAAGAAAGGAUCAAUCUCAUUUUCUUCAGUUGAUCUCAGUCGUUUUACACAGGUUGAUAAAAUAAACUGUUUUCCAGUCUCCUGGUUGAAUCCUUCAAAGACUAAACUGCUUUGCCGUAAAUGCGGGGUUCAUAUUGGUUAUGGUUAUGGUAGAGAAUCACCUGCACUUUGUGGAUGUGAGCCUUCCAUUUCAUCUGACACUCUAAGAAAAUUCAGCAUAAAGAUUCGAUCAUUACAGCCUUCUUCAGAAGAGUCUUGAAAAGAUUGACAUGGGAGAUCUUUCUAAAAACGGUGUUACUUCCAUCAUGCACCUACCGGAUGAUUGCCUUACUAUUAUUUUCCAUGCUUUAGAUAAUCGUAUUGACCGUGAAUCAUUUGGCUUGACCUGCCGCCGAUGGCUCCAUAUUCAAGAUUUCAACCGCCGGUCACUGCAAUUUGAGUGUUCAUUCACUAUACUAAAUCCUUCCUCUUUAUCGACAAAGAGUCUUGAUGUUCACACUGUUCAUCUCCAUAGGUUGUUGAGACGCUUUCAACAUUUAGAAUCUUUAUCCCUAUGUGGUUGCAGGGAGCUCAAUGAUUCGGGAUUGACCCGUUUGCUAAGCUACGGUUCAAAUUUGCAAAAACUUAAUCUGGAUUGUUGUUUGAAAGUCACUGACUACGGGCUAUCUCUGGUUGCUUCCGGUUGCCCCUCAUUGACGACAAUUAGUCUCUAUCGAUGUCUCAACAUUACUGACAAAGGAUUAGAGACUUUAGCCACUGCUUGCCAAUCUUUGAAAUAUGUAAACCUCUCAUAUUGCUCACAUAUAUCUGACAAUGGGUUGAAAGCUAUUGCUCAGCGGUGUUGCCAGCUUCAGGCUGUUAACAUAUCACACUGUGAGAGUAUAAACGGUGUUGGCUUCAAAGGGUGUUCGAAAUCUCUCGCACAUGUAGAAGCCGAGUCUUGUAAGCUUACGCCAGAAGGGGUAAUGGGAAUUGUUAGUGGUGGCGGAAUAGAGUAUCUAGAUGUAUCUUGUUUAAGUUGGUCUCCUUUGGGAGAUCCCUUGCACGGAAUUGGAUUUUCUUCGAGCCUCAAAAUCCUAAACUUUCGAAUGUGCAGAACUGUUUCUGAUACUUCUAUUGCAGCAAUUGCCAAGGGAUGUCCAUUACUCAAAGAAUGGAACUUAGCAUUAUGUCAUGAGGUGAGGAUAUCUGGAUGGCAGGCUGUGGGGUUAUAUUGCCAGAAUUUGAAGCGACUGCAUGUUAAUCGAUGCCGCAAUCUCAACGAUAAUGGCUUGCAGGCGCUGCGAGACGGUUGCAGAAGUCUCUCCAUUUUGUACUUGAAUGGCUGUGUUCGUGUGACACCGUUUGCAUUAGAGUUAUUCAAGUCUCACAGAGCCAAUGUUUGCAUAAAGGAAGAAGAGGUAAUGUGCAUAAAGCCUUACUACUCCCCAUUCAGAUGAUACUGGCUGAUACAGAAUUAUCAUCCAUCAAAACAUUAAAUAAAUGUAUUCUCUUUCUAGGAAAAAGGUCUACAUACAGCUGAUUCUUUAUCAGUUGUUUGAAAAGAUCUUUAUUUGUAUAAAAUGUAUUUUAAGACACGUGGUUGCUUCUAGUUAUACAUUUUAUAGAUGCUCCCUGCUACAUAUAAUAAUUCUGGGAUUGGAUUGGAUGGUGCAGGGAUCUCAAUACAUACUGUUACUUUAAGAAAGCUAAUAUUGGAACAAAGUUCACGGCUUAAUAAUAAUAUAUAUAAAAUAAAAUUGUUUAA
Cicer arietinum (chickpea) is the source of this 2021-nucleotide messenger RNA. Its product is annotated as F-box/LRR-repeat protein 12. Gene Ontology annotation, molecular function: protein binding. Gene Ontology annotation, biological process: SCF-dependent proteasomal ubiquitin-dependent protein catabolic process. Lineage: Eukaryota; Viridiplantae; Streptophyta; Magnoliopsida; Fabales; Fabaceae. Gene Ontology annotation, cellular component: SCF ubiquitin ligase complex. The record is from RefSeq and is a predicted model, not a curated record.